CUCGGUCUCUACGCAAUCGCGACUGCAUCAGAAGCAUUCAAUUGCUCGCCAAAGCCAAAAUGUCUCUCGCACAGUCUAUCUACAGUACCGUGUUCCGCAAGAACUACACCAUGCUUGCGGCCGUUUUCGGUGCGGGCUUCGCCUGGGAGAUCGGCUUCAACGCCACCAUGAACAAGAUCUGGGACAACAACAACCGAGGCCGUCAAUGGAAGGACAUCCGACACAAGUACAUUGAGGGCGGCGAGGACGAGGAGUAAAGACACCAUGCAAACUCCUGUUACUAUGGCUAGAAUGGGUGCAACAUGGGACUGUCUGGGGAAAAUGUACAAAAUAAACAAGGAAUAGAACGAUUCACAACCUCUUUUUUUCUUUUGG
Messenger RNA from Trichoderma virens Gv29-8, 375 nucleotides. RefSeq lists its product as uncharacterized. The coding region runs from base 60 to 257 and encodes 65 amino acids. Gene Ontology annotation, biological process: mitochondrial electron transport, ubiquinol to cytochrome c. Lineage: Eukaryota; Fungi; Ascomycota; Sordariomycetes; Hypocreales; Hypocreaceae. The transcript has 5 exons. The record is from RefSeq and is a predicted model, not a curated record.